UACGUGGUUUGCCAGCCCUAGUUUAGGAAGGUUCAGUAAAAUCAAACAAAGAAAGACGAGCGAAUUUUCCAUUUUACCUAUACUAUAUAGACACCAAAGUGAUAUAAAUAAGUUAGCCAAUUGACCUUGGGCUUGGUGCAUGAUGUCAAGCCCAAAUAUUAACUACAGCUCCUUGGCCGAGGCGAAUCCGUUUCGAGAGACCGAGCAACAUGACGAAGCAACAACAAAAGCGGACGACGCAAAAUCAUUUACAGCUGCUGCGCAUUUAGACCCCCUCAACGACCAUGAGCCAGAGAACGAAGACACUCCACGCAACAGUGGCAUCAUGAUACACAUGGUGCCAGAGACGGGCAGGGCACGAUGGAACCACAUCGAGGACCUUGACUCGUUCUUCUCCCGCAUGUACAACUACCAGCAAAAGCACGGCUUUCAGGUGAUUGUCCUGGACGAGGUGUUCCAGGUGCUGGAGUUUGGCUUUGUUGUCUGGCUGCUCACCUUCGUGACGUACUGCAUCAGGCACGACGUGCUCUUCGGGGACGCCCUCCCCCCGGGGAACCACUCCAAAACUACACUCAGCGAUGUGAUCAUACCCACCGGGGAGUGUGUGAUCAAAUUCAGCUGGUUCGCCUACCUUAUCAUAUUCAUAGCUGCCAUCUACUUGGGCUUUCGGGUGCUCAAGAUGAUCUAUCACAUCACUCAAUAUGCGGACAUCAAGAAGUUCUACAACACGGCCCUGGGCGUCGAGGACACUGACCUGGACAACACCACCUGGCACGAGGUGCAGCAGCGCAUUCGCAGAGUGCAGGCAGAGCAGCAUAUGUGCAUUGACAAGGAGUCCCUCACGGAGCUGGACAUCUACCAUCGCGUGCUGCGGUUCAAGAACUAUCUGGUGGCCCUGAUGAACAAGCAGCUGCUGCCCGUGCGCUUCCACCUGCCGUUUCUGGGCGAGAUAUGCUCCCUCAGCCGGGGGAUGCUGUUCAACAUCGACUUCAUCCUGUUCCGUGGGCCCGGAUCGCCCUUCCAGAACAACUGGCAGCUGAGGGACGAGUUCGCGGUGAGAAGUAACCAAACGGAGUUGGCCCAGCGCCUGUCCAAGCUAAUACUGGGCGUGGCCCUGGUCAAUCUCCUACUGGCACCUGUGAUCUUCAUCUGGCAGCUCAUCUACUUUAGUUUCUCCUACGCCAACAUCCUGCGGAAGGACCCAAGUGCGUUGGGUCUGCGGACCUGGUCCAACUACGGACGCCUCUAUCUGCGCCACUUCAACGAGCUGGAUCACGAGCUCGAUGCGAGACUGAACCGCGCCUACGAGUAUGCCGACCGCUACCUCAGUUCCUUCUCCUCCCCGCUGGCCGCUGUGAUAGCCCGCAAUCUGCUGUUCGUGAGCGGAGGCAUUCUGCUGCUGAUACUGGCCUUUGGCAUCUACGAGGAGCACGUCUUCCAGGUGGAGCAUGUCCUCAGCAUCAUAGCCGUUCUCACUGUGGUGGGCGUCGUCUGCCGCACCCUGAUUCCCGACGAGAACAUGAUCUGGUGUCCCGAACAGCUGAUGACAGCCAUCCUCGCCCACGUCCAUUACCUGCCCACGGAGUGGAAGCAACAUGCCCACACGGCACUGGUCCGCAAUGAGUUCAGCAACUUCUUCCAGUUCAAGGCGGGCUACCUGCUCAGCGAGAUCUUCAGUCCGUUCGUGACUCCCUUCGUUCUGAUCUUCGUGUUCCGGCCCAAGGCCAUGGAGAUUGUCAAGUUCUUCAGAACCUUUACGGUCUCGGUGCGCGGAGUGGGCAACGUCUGCUCGUUCGCCCAGAUGGAUGUGCGCAAGCACGGCAAUCCCGACUGGCAGCUAAACAGCGACCUGGAGGAGCUCGCCAAGCCGCAGCAGACGAGUCUGGUCGGCGGUAAGACUGAGAUGUCGCUGGUCCGCUUCACGCUCAACAAUCCCGAGUGGCAGAUGCCCAAGGAGGCUUCGCUGUUCAUCAAGGGCAUUCGGGAGCACGCCAUCGAGGAGCUGGUACAGGCCAAGACCUCGGCCAUGCAUGAGAAUCCGCUCACCCACAGCCUGAUCUCAUUCGGCACCAUUGGCGAGGAGUACUGCUCCAUAGCCAAUUCGGUUUUGGCCGCCCAGCUGAGUCCCGCCCAGAUGGAGCUCUCCCAGUCCCUUCGCCCCGGAGGCUUCCCCGUCGCUGGCAGCGAUUUCCGCCAAAUGCUGCAGCAGAAUCUGACCGCCAGCGUGGGACCCCUGGACAGUAUGCGACGCCUGCGACUGAGCAAGGCUGAAGGCCGCCUCGAGGGACCCGCAGACACGCUCCUCUACAGCCUCUACGGGGUGGAGCCGCGGCUCUCCAAGAAUCCCAUGAGUGUGGGCGUGGCGGACAUGUGCCUUAGCGCCCUCUACCUUCACGAGGUGAGCCAGCAGAAGCGCAAGGCGCGACAGUCGCGCAUCGUUGAGAUGGAGGACGAGCAGCCAGGGCCCAGCCAUUGGCAACGGCCACCAGGGCCAGGCGGUGCUCCUCCGCAACCGCCGGCUGCAUCGAGCGCCCGCCAUAACGUGAUUACCUCAAAGGCUGCCGAGAGCACACCGCUGCUGGGUAGCAUCCGCUCAUAGCAGCGGCCCGUGUGGAUCUAAUAAUCUACUUAGCGCUAAGAACCCCAUUCUGCUAUUAGUGAUUAAAGUAAGUUUUAAAGUCAGUGUGAAUCGAAGCGGAGGACGUCUAGUGCAUAGCUAUAUUAAUACUAAUACGAAAACGAAACGGAAACCGAAACCGAACUAAAGUAAUCUAAACGACAAGCAAUAAACCUAACAACGUCAUCAA
Molecule: messenger RNA, 2807 nt
Organism: Drosophila obscura
Lineage: Eukaryota; Metazoa; Arthropoda; Insecta; Diptera; Drosophilidae
Gene: Atg9
Product: autophagy-related protein 9A
Exons: 1
Coding region: 140-2599 (819 amino acids)
Biological process (GO): protein localization to phagophore assembly site; autophagy of mitochondrion
Cellular component (GO): phagophore assembly site; autophagosome
Source: RefSeq, a predicted model, not a curated record